UUUUCUGAAAUCGGACCUUCCCGAGGGAGCGUUUCCUGCCGCUGCAUUUCCUUUGCUGCCGACGCCGCUCCGUGAUCAGUUUGUCAAAUUUCGCUCGGCUUCAUUUGCUGCCGCGUUCGAAUUUGCAUUUUUAAACUCUGGCCGCACAAAUUAGGCAUUCGAGCGGUCAAUGCUUCAUAUCUAUAUGUGAACUUUUUCUACCUCUCAAACUUUGCACUGUAACUUUUUCUAAUUGAGCUAAAAUUUUCAAUAUAUUUUCUAUUCGAAGGUAACUUUUUAUCGCAAAUAUUUGCCUAUUGCACAAAUCUUUUGGCUUUUUCUAGGAAUUUUUAGAGAGCUUCUGGAAGAAUCUCACAGGUGUGCUUUUGCUUCUUUAAAAUUCGCACUGAUCUGAUUCAAAUUUUACCAUAUUUUUUUUAUUUUAUUAAAACAUCCAAAUUCAAGAAAACGGUCCGCUUUGGUCACUUGACUUUUUAUUGACUUGGCCGUCGGUGCGAGUCGAGCGAAACCUUUGCCGAUUGAUCACCUGCACUUCUUCUUCUCCUUCCAUUUUUGGGCGGCGAAUUUUUUCGCUCGAGUAAAUGGGGCAGCAGCGAUUGCGUUCCCUCGCCGAUCGAUCGGAGGUGCAUUCGGCGAAUGCUUGUUGCGUGCAAAAGCGGCGUUAAUUUAUUUUUCAUGGCUCGCUGCAAAAGAUAAGAUUGCAUAAAGUCGCGCGCUUGCGAGGCAUGGCCAAGACAAGGCGGUACACGGAGCGUAUGUUUGGCUCCUGUCUGGAGGUGGCGAGGGAGUGCUGCACCAGUGGCCUGUGUGCCACCUCCGAAAUGGGCACCUCGAGGGGAGGCUCGAUCCGAAUCCAGCACGUGACGGCCGGUGCGGCCGCCGCCGCCGCCUCCAGUGCCCCCAGCUCGCUCUGCUCAGGCAGCGAAGAGUUGCCUGCCAGGUUUCCAAGGCUCGACGAGUGCGCCCACUUCCACUACGACCACGUCGAACUUGGACCACUCCAGGUGCAACUUUACUCGGAGGAGUUGAAGCCUCUGGGUGUGGAAGAGGAUGGCGAGGCCGGGAACGCACCAUUUUGCGUGCAGGUGACCUCUCAGGGUCGCUCCUGGCUGCUCAGGCGCUACUUCAAGGAUUUCUGUACCCUUGACCAACAACUGCACCGCUGCAUUUACGAUAGAAAGUUUUCCGGUCUGCCUGAGCUGGUGGCCGAUCCGCAGCAGCAACGGGAGGAUGCGAAACAAAGCAAUGCAUUGAGCGACUACUUGAGCAAGUUCUCCGAGUUGGCCGGCAGCACGAUCAAUUGCGGCCCGGUGCUGAAUUGGCUCGAGCUGGACAAUCGCGGACACCGGCUAAUUGUGACAGAGGACAAUGCCAUCAACACACCGGCAGUGGCUGCCGCGUAUGCCAUCCGGCGCUACGUGGCCCAGGCCGCCGAUGAAAUCUCGUUUGAGGUUGGCGACAUGAUUUCUGUCAUUGAUAUGCCGCCGGCCGUGGAGAGCGUCUGGUGGCGAGGAAAACGAGGCUUCGAAGUGGGCUUUUUCCCCUGCGACACGGUUGCCGUGAUUGGCGAGAAGGUGCCCAAGAAUCUGCAUCUCUCCGCGGCACCUCCUCCAGCCUGUGCCUCCUCGUAUCCUGGUCCUUCUCACAGCCUAGCCUUGUACAAUCCUAUGAACCCACCAAUUGUGCCAGCCAUCCAGGCUGCUGAGGCUAUUCAACCAAGCAAACCGGUGCUACGCAAACAUGGAAAACUUAUUGCCUUCUUUAGAAGUUUCAUCCUAAAUCGGCCCUCAAGACGAAGGUUAAAACAGUCGGGCAUUCUCAAAGAACGGGUUUUUGGUUGUGAUUUAGGAGAACAUCUUCAAAAUUCUGGGCAUGAAAUUCCAAUGGUGCUAAAGUGUUGUGCGGAAUUUAUCGAGACUCGGGGCAUUGUUGAUGGAAUUUAUCGGCUCUCUGGAGUAACGUCAAAUAUUCAAAAGCUGAGGAAUGCUUUUGACGAAGACAGAAUACCAGCUUUAUAUGAUGACAGCACAAUUACUCAAGACAUACAUUCUGUCGCAUCACUGCUCAAAAUGUACUUUCGUGAACUUCCCAAUCCCCUUUGUACGUAUCAGCUGUACUCACACUUCGUGGCUGCUGUUCAGUCAUCGGAGAAUGAAAGACUUUUUAAAAUGAGGGAGGCUGUGCAGAAACUUCCUCCUCCUCACUACAGGACCCUGGAGUAUUUGAUUAAGCAUUUAGCUCAUGUGGCCUCUCGAGGUAACGAGACUGGAAUGACCCCGAGAAAUGUAGCCAUCGUGUGGGCCCCUAAUUUGCUCCGCUGCAAGGAGCUAGAAGUCGGUGGAGUGGCUGCACUGCAGGGCGUUGGCGUGCAGGCUGUAGUUACUGAGUUUCUUGUUUGCUGUGCAGACCUUAUCUUCUGUGAUAAACUACCGGCAGCACCCAACACUCCACAAAUAUCUGAGCAAGCAACUUCAACAUUGAGGCUCUCCAACAGGCCUAAGUCAUUGGCGAUUUCAACACCUACCAAAUUGCUAACCCUGGAAGAGGCUAGGAAGAGAGCUCUUGGUCAAGCAUCACAUUUGCAAGAGUACAUCGAAGUCGGUGGUGGGCCGUCUAAGCUACCUGAAAAGUAUCACACAGUCAUUGACUUGCCUGGUGGUUCUCGAAAAAGAGAUAGUAGCCUCAAAGCCAAGAGAUCGCCUCUAGGGUGGCGGUCUCUGUUUGGAAGCAAAGUUCGCUCGACAGGUUCUGUGAGAUCCACAAAAAUUUCUACAUCUCGAAUUUCAGCUCCCAUGCUUGAAAGAGAAAUGAAAGUUUUGGAGUCGGAAGUCCUCCAGCCCAAGCGACCUCUACGACCAAUCAAGAGCGCAGAAUCCCUCAACUCAAGCGGCAAAAAUUCAGCUCAGGGAUCGGCUCGAAAUUCGACAAUCCUUGAGGUUGCCAGUCCAGAAUCUCCCUUGGGACCAUUGCCCUCUAUCAUGGUGCACACCUCGUUUUUAUCCUCAAAGCCUAGUCACAACAGAUCGGUGUCCCAUGACUCUUACUUUGACCAGCUUUCUGCAAAGCAAGAUGAUGAUGAUAGUUUGGACCUUAGUGAAAUCCAGUUGAACUUUGACCUGGAAGACAAUGAAAUGCGUAUUUUCUCCGAAGACGAGACCCUUGUUUCGACAUCUGCUGAAAGUCCAAGCAACUCUGUCGCCUCCUCGUUCAGUCAGAGAGUUAAGGCCAAGAACAGUCCUAAACUGAAGUAUGUGCCCAGAGCCCAAGUAGAGGACAUGUCAUCUGCUGAUCCAUCACCAAAGAAAAAUCGUAAAAUGAGCACAAAUUCGCCUAGUUCUCGUAAGAGGUCAAAAAUUGACACGUCAAAAAAUUUUGUUGUAAAAGUUGACGAACUCCGGUACAUCGACUCUCCAGAACCCAGCGUUUCAAAUUUGACUUUCCCUGAAGGUCCCAGCCUGCAAACUAGUAUAUCUGACUCAGACGUGCACAGCAAUAUGCACACUGGCGAUUCGGAUUACGAAGUGAUGCAAAAGCACUCGGAAUCUUGCGCCAAAUUGUGUGCCGUUAAUGAACGCAACCCGAAAGGAAUUCAGAGCUCUGGAAGUUCAGGUCUCACCACACCUACAACACCUCCAAGGUACACUCAAUUGCUGAGCGACAAUGAGCCCAACUCUGGGGAGGUGACACCUCAAGACCUGACCAUCGAAGGCCUGUAUGACAACAUUGCAUCUGGCAACUGGGAAAAACUUGAGAGGGCAGGAAAACUGGUCUAUCAGAAUAUCAUUCCUAUGAGCAAGACGGAAGACACGCCUGUGGCUACACCGACCCCUGAGGAUAUGCAAAUUGCACCUAUUGACAUAAACACCGAAGUGGGUGUUGAUGGAGAGGCGGUGUAUCAGCAGGUCAAGUUCUUCAGGCGGUCUGUGGCCGAGGUCAACGAUCUCAUGGAAAUCUCUCCAACUGGUGAAUCUCCCCCUAAAGUGACAGAGUUCAUGAGAAGAAGUUCAACUGGUGUAAUUAGUGCAUCAUCACCAAUGGUCGAAAAUGCCAGAAAGUCGUGGUCACCACUUAAUCAAUCUGUAGAUUCUGAAGAUUUGCGACGAAGGUUUGACUGUGAAAUUGGCCGGGAAUUGGUUCGAGAGCGUCGCAUCAAUACAGAACUGGAGAGAGUGAGAGCAGAUGCAAGCCCUUGUGGAAGUCCCAGCAGAUCUGAACACCGCCUUUGCGCGUCCCCUCCGUCAAGUCUGGCAAUCUCGUCCCACACCUCCCAGAAAGGCACAACAACAGCCAUGCCUCUGAUCGAUUCUGACGGCUCCUUGACCAGUCUGAGCAGCGCCACCAGUUCUGGCGUCGACCCUCUCUCCUCCACCAAUCCCAUUCCUUCAGGCCUUACCACUCCAGGAAGCAAUGUAACUCCCAGUCCAGACGAACCAGGCGCAAAGUCAGGCAUCAGUUCGUGUCUGUCCAGUGAAUCGAGCGAAUGCUCCACCAACGUCAACGAGCAACUGAAUAACUUGGAAGCUCUCAGUCUAUGUCUUCAGGGUUUGAAGACAAAAGGGUCAGUGGAAAAUUCACCAGCGACUCGAUCUACUCCGACUUGUAUUACUCCUGACCAAAGCAAAACUUUGACAUUUGUGACAGUCGAAGAUUCCAGCAGAACACAGUCAGCCACCACUGGACCUCAGACACCUGAAAGGGGCUUGCUUACUCCCACUAGUCCUGUUCUUCUAGAGACUCACAUUGGCGCAGAUUCGGAUCCUGAAGCAAUGCUGGAACCUAUUAGUGAAUCAGCCAGUGUUGAGGAGACGCCCUCCACUGGGGUAGAGCUCCGUUCCAAAGUUGUCCAAGACGAUAGGCCUAUCUCUGCACCCACAUCAAGCGCAAUUCGACUUACUUUGACUUUGAGGAGAAGUUCAGAGCCCGCUAAGACCUUGAGUGUGGCAGACACAAGGCGUUUGGAGAAUCGCAAGGUCAGCGUCAAAGAAUUGUUGAACAGGUUUGAAGAGGCCAAUAAGUCAUUGCCUCCAUGUUUGCGCUCCAAAGCGGUCAAAAGUCAGCUGGCGUCGGCCAUGAGUGGGUCGUUGGACGAGAAAAGAUUCAACGAGACCGCGAGAGAGAUGACCAGAGUCAACACGCUGCCCGACAUGUCUGAGCCGAGAGACCAGCCAGAAAAGAUGGAUGAGUCGGUUGUGAGUGGCAAACCUCCACUGAGUCCAACAAAACCCACUCCCAGUGCUGCCAUUGAUAUUCCGAAAAGUGUAGCCAACCUGGACUUGGACGAUCCGAUGCGGAGGGAGCGAAUAGAGAGGUAUAAGGAGGAGAGACGCAUGAAGUUGAGAGAAAAGUACAACACUCAAAACUUAGCCCUUGAUAAGGAUGAUGACAUUGUGGAAAGACUGAAGCACAAGGCAGGGCACUCUAGGCUUCAACCUUCUCCCGUAGACGAAUGUCCUCCCAGUGGGCCAUUUACAAGGUCAGUCUCACUGACCGAGCGUUUGGGAGGCAUCAGGUCAAGAAGUCACUCGGAGUCAAAGGAUAGUCAAUCAAGUGCCAACUGCGACUAACACACUCCCUCUUGUAACCCUUAAGAAAGUAUUCACAAUUCCAGAAUAUUUCCAUUUAUAUAAUAAAAUAUGAUAGUAUACCUGAUUUCUGUUCAGCUGGGGUGUAGCCUCCCGGUUUUUGAGCACAAACGUUUGUUUUGUUAAGACUGUCUGCACUGUAAUGAUUCAAUUUACAUUGCCAUAUAAUUGCCAUUUUAUUUUUGCUUACUGUGUAAAUACACAAUAUUAUAGCACCGAAGCUUUUUAAUUAGUGCCACUUUGAUUGCGUUUUUUUCACAGGAUUGACAAUCUCUAAUUGAAAUGUAGAAUUAAAUUUUCCAGCUUAGUGACAAAUAAUAUUAUUAUACCUGCCUAUUUGUUUUCGUGGAUGCGUAUUAAUUUAAAAAGUAAUAACUUUUCCAAAAUAUUAAAAAGUAUGUUAAAAUCAAAAUUUAUAUACUAAUUAAGAUCAGAAGCGUACAAAUAUAGCUAAUAAUAUUCACUAAUUAAAUUCAUUAAUCAUGCAGUAUUACUGUUAAAAUUUUUUGUUAAAUAUUUUGCUCAAAAUGCUCCAAAUACUCAAUAAUUAUGUCGUUUGUUGGUAGACAAUAAUAGUUGUAAAUUAUGUAACCAUGUUAUUGACGCAUUCAGUUGGCCAAAGAUUUUGUCAUUCCAAAAAAAAAUUAACUUUAUUCACCAAGUCUUCGAUCUGCUUAGUCUUCAAAAAUAUAUUACGUAAUACUGUAACGAAUUAAAAUUCUCCAGAAUAAUUAAUACUGUCUGUAAGCAAGCCAUGAUUUGUACCAAUGUGAUAACUGAGAUUUAUUGUCUAUAUGGAAUGUGGAAGUUAUACUUUCCGAAACCAAACCAAUCUGUUCCAAGUUGCUUGGAUCUUCUAGGUCUUGUCUUAAUAUUCGCGUCAUGCCCAACUUGGAAGAUGAUUGAAUUUUGCCUUAUAAAAGGUGCGAACUCGCACUCUUGUUGACAACCAAUCUUGACUUGCAACAGUGCUCUUUUUCAUCAGCAAUUUUCACCCAAAUAAUUAUGUAUUAUUGUGUUUAAUCAAUUUAGUAUGAUUCAACUUCCAGUGGCAAGUAAAAUUUAUGGUAAACAAAAAAUUGCAUUUUAUUUA
Molecule: messenger RNA, 6675 nt
Organism: Neocloeon triangulifer
Lineage: Eukaryota; Metazoa; Arthropoda; Insecta; Ephemeroptera; Baetidae
Gene: CdGAPr
Product: mucin-17
Exons: 14
Coding region: 726-5564 (1612 amino acids)
Biological process (GO): small GTPase-mediated signal transduction
Molecular function (GO): protein binding; GTPase activator activity; phosphatidylinositol binding
Source: RefSeq, a predicted model, not a curated record